Messenger RNA from Gymnodraco acuticeps, 6007 nucleotides. It is a transcript of the gene mtus2b, whose product is annotated as microtubule associated tumor suppressor candidate 2b. Gene Ontology annotation, cellular component: cytoplasm; nucleus. The record is from RefSeq and is a predicted model, not a curated record. Gene Ontology annotation, molecular function: microtubule binding. NCBI's taxonomy places the organism in Eukaryota, Metazoa, Chordata, Actinopteri, Perciformes, Bathydraconidae. The transcript is spliced from 15 exons. Bases 284 to 3838 code for a protein of 1184 amino acids.
CUGUUUUCAGCGACGGUGCAGUCUGUCUCCUCUUCAUCACAGCGAGAGCUGGAUGCGUCCCUCUCGCUUCUCCUCGUCCUCACUGUCGAGCUGUUCUCCAGAGGAUUUCCUGAAACUGAACGGAUAAGGACCACAGAUGUCAUGAAGAUCCAUCUUCCGAAUUAGACAUGAUAUUCAACAUUCCGAUUAUUGAUGUAAUGGAAAGAGGUUUUGUUGCUGAUGCCAUGGAUGAUUGAUUUUUAAAGUGCUCUUGUGGCGCUCUAAACUCAGAGUUGUUUCCAAAAUGAGCGGUCGAGGAGAGCCCUUCCGUGAGGGGGAGUUAAGAAAUAGCAACCAGCAGACUGACGGUGAUGCCAACGCCAAUGAGAUCCGGACAGAAGAUGGCCGGAUGAUGGCUGAAUCUGGCACUAUGACUGAAACAGUACAGCAGGACAAAGUCAUCAUCUGGGGUACAGACUCGCAGUGUGAGGACCCCGACCUGGCCGAGUUCGAGAUGCUGGAGUGUCAGGAGCUGGAGGCCUACGUGGUGGAGGAUGGCAAGGACUUUGCCGGGGUUGCUGAGCGAAAAAGGCGUCAAGACCCGAAUACAUCCCGUAGCAAAGGUUCAGCUGACCAUGUGACGGAUAAUAAGAGCAGGGGAGAGAUAAAGACUAUUCUGCAUGAAGCCGGUGAGCAGGACACCAAUGCCUCUCAGAAAUCUGAGAGCAGAGAGUUGUCCAAGGCUGAGUUAAGUUCAGAAACGGAUGUCUUUGUGUCCUGUCUGUCCACCAUUUCAAGCAUGGACACUGCUAUGGACACUACUGUCAGAUCCCAGACAACAGACUCCUGGCACAUUGCCUCUGGGCCUUACUCAACCAUCUCAGAAGACUUGACUCUGACAACUGACAAUGUCCCCGAGAGAGGCAAGGUCUCUCAGAGAGCUGAUCAUCAUCCCCUCCUCUCAGGAGAAAACACAAUUCACGGGAUAGAUGUGGACAUGAAUUUGAAUUCAACAGUUCAAUCUGAGGAUUUGGUAUCAGAGGCACAAGUCAGCAAUGGAGUUUUUAUGUGUAAGGAUGCCUUUGAUGAACACAGGAAGAACAAUAACCAGAUAAAUAAAGUAGGCAAUGCUAUUGUAGAGGGAGAAUUUGAUAAAAGGAGAAGUACUGAGCACAAGGGUAUACCCACAACAAAAACAGCACACGAACAAAGCAACAUUAAAAUGGAUAAAAGCACACAAGCUGACGAGGCCCCAGAUGUGAACUUCAGCCCGUCAAAAACAGGUACAAAGGGGAAUCAGUCAUCAUUUGAAUCCAAAGCCAUGAAGAAACAAGGAUCAUUUGAUAACUCGUUGAAAAAACAAUACCCUCCUGAAUGGAGUUACAAAAAACAGCCAUCGUUUGAAACUACUUUAAAGAAGCAGCCAUCCUUUGAAAACACCUUCAACAAGCAGGGCUCUUUUGAGAACACAGUACCCUCCAGUUCUUCAAGUCUGGAGAGGAGGAAGCCAUGGGGAAGCCCAAGUCGACCAGCAACUCCUACUUCCCCUAAAAUAACUUUUGGAUCCCCCAAGAGACGACUGCUUGGGUCUCCAGCGAAGGUCCAGAGCAUCAGGUCUCUGAGCUUCGAGCGCAGCGACUCCCCUCAGAGAGGUUUGGGUCCAACUGUCAGACCACCAGGUAAGACAGGUCUGAGCAGCUGCAUCCCCAAACCUGUCUCUUCUCAGCAGAAAGAGCCUGAACCCAGGAGGUCUUCUCCUCCCCAGAAGCCUAAAAAUGUCCGACCCAAAAUAAUCACCUAUGUUCGAAAGAAUCCUCAAGCUAAACCGCAAGGGACAGAAGUCCCAAUCGAAGGCUCUACACUCCCACAAAGAAUAUCCUCUUACUCCAGCCCACCAGCUCAGAAAGAUGCACAGGUUGGUACUCAACCUAAAUCCUCGCCGGUGCUAUGCUCCUCCAACCUGCUGUUUGACAAAUAUCGACAGGAGAUGCCGAAGUCAGGUUACCAUCCUCCAGGCAUGGCUUCUGCUGGGGUAAAACCUCCAGGCAACACCGCUCCUCAAAGGUUGAGUGGGAAGUCGGGCAGUUUUCAUGAGGAUAUUCCAGAAAAAACACUCCAGGAGAAUGUUUCCCAGGAUGGAUGCAGUGUCUUUCGCUCACCCAGAGCUCUGAGGCCUCAGUUGGGGUUAGGAGCGGUCACCAGGCAGCCUGCAGCCAAGACAAGAGUUCAGAUGGGUCAGAGGUCAGCCCCAGUCCCAGGCCAGUCUGCUCAGCCAGCCGGAGCAUCCAACCAAGGCAACCAAGACCCUGCAGGAGAUCAGAAGAGGUCUGGUCUCCGUCCUCCAGGCUUCUCCGCCCUGCCAAAUUCCCGUCUGGCUACCCUCGGCUUUGUCCGUAGCUCCAGUGCCUCAUCUGUGUCCAGCAAUCAAUCAAACGACAGCAAUCAAAGCGAUCCCUGCCGACCUUCUGAGCAUCAUGGCAGUGGCAUCGAUGACACACCUCACCAACACGCCCCUCAGCCUCCCAACGCCCCCAGCCUGCAGCGCCGCAGUCUGCCCCCGCAGGGCUGCUCCCCGCUCGCCUCUAGGAGAGAGAUGCAGAAGGACAUGGAGGCUGCACCAAAGUCCUCUCCUAAAAGAUUUGCUGUGGUUUCGCCAAAGCCACAGUCCCCUGUUCAGGGGCGGACGGCAGCAGUUCACGGCGCUGUUCAGACUGAUCGGGCCCAGGAGAUGGACCGGGUUCUGAUCCAGCAGCUGAGGGAGCGCUGUGAGCAGCAGGACCUGCAGGUUCAGAGCCUUCAGGCCCAGCUAAAGAAAGCCUCUCUGUGUCUGGACGUUUUCAGCAUCACUACCCAGCAUUUCUGUAUCAAGAGUGAGAGUGCCGUUGUGAAGGAGAGGGAACUGUCCCUGGAGCUCGCCAGAAUCCGGGAUGAAGUGGCUUUCAGUGUUGCACACUGGGAGCAACUGCAGCAGGAGAAGGAGAAACUGGAGCGCCGCUUCAAAUCUGAGCUGCAGGGAUUGCGGGCUCAGCAGCAGAAGGAGCUGGGAGUGCUGGAGGAGCGGCUGAAGGCGCAGCACCAGGCCGAGGCCCAGAGCCUGCAGGCCAAUCAGAGGGCCGAGCUCCAGGAGCUGCGGAAAAAACAGCGAGAGCAGAUUGAGGAGAUGAGUGAAGAUCACGAGGCUUCCUUGAUGGAGAUGGAGACGGCUCACGACGACACUCUUGCCACUUUGCAGGAGGAGCAUGCCAGGACUGUGAAGAAUCUGAAGAUGGCCCAUGAACAGCAGACCAAAUCUCUAGAAGAAGACUUUCACAAGAUCAGACUGUCACUGCAGGAUCAGGUGGACACGCUGACGUUUCAGAAUCGCAGCCUGAGAGAUCGAGCUAAGCGCUUUGAAGAAGCUCUACGCAAGAGCACCGAUGAGCAGAUAUUGGAUGCGUUGGCCCCGUAUAAACACAUUGAUGAGGACCUGAAGAGUCUGAAAGAAGUGCUGGAGAUGAAGAAUCAACAAAUCCAUCAACAGGAACAAAAGAUCUCAGAAUUGGAGAAAAUACAGGCUGAAAAGAAUGUGUACCUGGAGGAGAGAGUACAAGUGUUACAGCAGCAGAACGAGGACCUGAAGGAGAGAAUUGACAACAACCUGACUGUGUCCAGGCAACUCUCUGAGGAUAAUGCUCACCUGCAGGUGAACGUGGAAAAGGAGAGCAACGAGAAGAAACGUCUGAGUCGCAACAACGAGGAGCUGCUGUGGCGUCUUCAGACAGGCGAACUGAGCCCUCACAUGUCCCCCAGCGCCUCCCCCCUCCAUCGCCCCCUCUCUGGACCAGGCUCUCCGGCCCGCCCUCACUCCUACCAUCAAUGACACCCUCCAGGGAGGCUAUCGUAUCAAACGCUUUCUUGUUUCUGGUAUCGGAAACCAUGAUUUUUUAAAACUCUUCCUGAAUGUUUAAAGGAUUUACCAGUAUGUUGAUGGACGGACAUGAUGACACGUGUGGUGCAUUUCCAAAGUCAACCCCGAGGAUUUUUAGACCUAAAGAAUUGUAUAAACGAUCAGAAGGGAAUCCUCUUUCUCUAUUCCAAAUGACUGAACAGACGUGCUGUGGGACUGCAGGGGAUUUUAGUCAUUCUAGACUUCAGAGAGCAGGAUCAAAGUACCCCCCCCCCCCAUCUACAUCACCACCUUCUCAUCCAGCGCUCAGGAUGAUGGAUGUACAAGGCAUUUCCAACAUCACAAGUGCAAGGACAAACACAAGAAGCGCCUUCUCCGUCCAUUCUCUCCCACCAGCAACUUCUAUCUAGGCACAGGCAAUACUUUGAGUAAAAUCACAGAACUACCUGGUUACUCUUAAAGUGUGGAUUCUUCUCUGGGGUAUGUUAACAUUUUCAUUCUGAAAUAUUUCAUAUAUCAGGAGUGUAUGAAUGACUACCAAUCCUACCUUAUCUCUCUCUCCUAGAAACUAGAUAUCAGUGAUGACCCUGAAAUGUAUGACUACAACUCAUAAAUCCAUUGAACUGCCAACUAUACUAUUGACUAUAAGUUUGUAGAAGUGUGUAAAUGUAUUGCUCUCUCUAAAGCAUGUUCUGUCUUCCAGUUAUGCAUUUUAUUUUAAGGUUACCAUGUGUGACAAUAUGGCAGGAAGUGUGUAGACGGCAACACAAGUAACCUCUUAUUCUUAAUAAAACUCACCAGGAUGUAUUCAAAUGAAGACAGAAAAUAACAUAUAAAAUAUCAUGGUGUUAUACACAUUUUUUUGAAUGUGAGAUUGGCUUCAGUUAGGUUAAGAAAAGAAAAUGAUUUCCCACACAAGUGCAGGAUCUGCAGAUACCACCAAAGAGGAAGCCGUUAAGCACAGCAGUCCACCUUGUAUUGUGGUCUAUAAUUGAUGGCUGUCAAAAUGUACAGUAUUGACCUGAACACAUAUAUCCAUAUAUGUUCAUUAUGUUGAAUUUGUACAGUUCUUUUUAUUUCCCUUUUGAAUUGUUGCUGUAUCUGUUGCUGUACACUUUUUUGCAAACAAAUACUGUAUAAGGUGAAAAUCUAAUUUCUCUUUUUGAACCUUCAAAAUUGGCAAAAACCCUAUUGAGAGGUAAAAACCAACAUUUAUCUAGGGAGCAAAUAUAUAUCUAAAGUAGUUAGAACAAUCCUCGAAAACUGCAAGCGGUUACCUCAUUUAUUAUUUUAGAUUAUAAUCUCAGGUAUUGUGGAGAAUAAUUAGUCAGCAAAGGGAAGAAACUGCCAUAUCUUUUUCUGUUGGUAUUAAUCCCAUUUUUAUUUUUGCUCAUGUUUACAUAAUCACCAAGCUCAAAUGUCUGUUUUGCAGGAAGUCCAUUGAAUGAUAUGAUUUGAAUGUACAGAAUAUGUAUAAAUAUGUUAUACAAAGUGCAAUCAGCAAAUAUGUACAAAUACAUUGAAGAAAUGUUGCUUUAAUACUAUAAUAUACUACAAAAAUCAGAUCCCCUAGGACCCCAACAUGUGGAAAUAUGAUCAAGCAGUGAUAUGUUUGCAGGUGACUUGUGUUAUGUAUGAGCAGCAAGGCAGAUAUAGAUUUAAUUUGACUGUGUUCUGUGGAGUGGAAAUGGCCUUCCAUCAGGUUCUCCGAUUGCACUGAUCGCCUCUGUGUCCCGUGGACAUGACCUUUUACUCAUUUACUGAAUGUUUGUUUGACACUAGAUAUGAGGUUUUGUUUACAGUUUACAUCCAAUAUCAGAAAAGUUGGUGUUUCACGUGGAUGUGGGUACUUCUGUUGAUUGUUUACGGUUAAGAUUGUAUUCAGUAUAUCAGAAACUGAGGCUCUGGUUUAUAUGAAAGCAUGUCUUUAUAAGGUCAUUGUUCAUAGUUCUUUGUUUUACUUUUCUUGUGCUUUUGUUCUAUUUAUUUAUUUAUUUAUUUGACCUCCUUCAGAACCGCAACUGUAGCUUAGCUGGUUAAAAUAUUGUGGUUAGUGAUGAGAAAUGUAUGUCUACACUGUAUAUGUUGCACUUUGUAUUUAAGUAUUAAAUCACGAUAAGAACAUAAUUUGUUCAAAAAUUA